GUCCGUCAUAAAUGUUUGUCAUCGAAGUUUAUACAAAAGACUAACUGUAAACAUUCAACAAUAAAUACGUUGAAUCAGCAGGUUGGCCUAACAUCUUCAUAAAGUGGGAUCAAGAGCAAUUUUCGAAAAUUUGUUCUGUUCACGCCCUUCUGCUGUACGAAACUGAGACCACAGAGUAAGGAGAUGAGAUCACCAGAAAGUCGGCUAGCAAGGAGACGAAAUAGAUCACGUCGUAGUCCACGUCGACGUAAAGUUUCAAACCAUCAUGGCAGUAAGCGCACUCGCAGGUACAGCUCAAGUUGCAGCAGCAGUAGUAUUGACGUCAGCGAGAAUAUCUCAAAGCGUAAUAGCCAGCAUCAUCAGCUAGGUAGCUCUAGUAGUGAAGGUGAGCUCAUGAAGCAGCGUUCACGCAAUCAUGAGAGUAACCAAGCUUCGUCUACGAGUAUGCUCACAAGUUUUCUUGAUAUGAUGAAGGGUAUCAAGGGUAGAGACGUUAAGUCUCCUCCUCUUAAUAAUGUUAUACCAGAGUUUGAUCCAUUAUGUAAAGAACAAGCUAUUGAUGCAUGGUUGCAUAAGGUUAAGGAAUGUGCUCAGAUAUAUGACUGGGGUGACCGACAGACGAUUAUGCUCUUCCUAAGUUGUGUCGUGUUGCCAAGUCUUGGUAUCGGGGUCAACCUACUUUGCUUCUUGGCUGGUUUAAAUGGAAGGUUAAGCUUCAAGAAUCAUUUCCCAUUAGGGACAACUAUACUGAUUUGUUAACUGAUGCUCAAUAAAAGAGUUCACUUUGGAGAAUUAUCAGGGCUAUACUAUUAUUCAAAGAUAAAUCUACUAAAUCAUGGAAUUAGU
Messenger RNA from Acanthoscelides obtectus, 846 nucleotides. Lineage: Eukaryota; Metazoa; Arthropoda; Insecta; Coleoptera; Chrysomelidae. The record is from the annotation of a GenBank genome assembly.